AUGACGACCAACCAUCUAGACGUUUCCGAAGUCGAUAGCUAUGACUACCUCAUCGUGGGAGGUGGGACGGCAGGCUGUGUGAUUGCAUCCCGCCUAGCUGAAUACCUGCCGGAGAAGAAGAUACUGUUGAUAGAGGCCGGGCCCAGUGAUUUUAUGGAUGAUCGAGUCCUGGAUCUCAAACAAUGGCUCAGCCUUCUUGGAGGAGAACUCGACUAUGACUACGGGACUACUGAGCAACCGAUGGGCAAUUCCCACAUCAGGCAUUCUCGCGCCAAAGUCCUGGGUGGUUGCUCCAGUCACAACACGCUGAUCUCCUUUCGGCCCUUUGAGUAUGACUGCAAGAUCUGGGAGUCGAUGGGUGCCAAAGGCUGGACCUUUCCCAUGUUUAUGCGUGUGUUGAACAAGCUUCGGAAUACCGUCCAACCCGUUCAUGCUCGCCACCGGAAUCAGUUGUGCAAAGAUUGGGUCCAGUCGUGUAGUACCGCCAUGAACAUCCCAAUCGUACACGAUUUCAACGCACACAUUGCGGCCACGGGCGCGUUACGGGAGUGCGUGGGCUUUUUCUCCGUCAGCUAUAAUCCGGAUGACGGCCGGAGAUCCAGCGCCAGCGUGGCCUAUAUUCACCCUAUCCUCCGGGGCGAGGAACACAGACCUAAUCUCAAGAUCCUUACCAACUCCUGGGUCUCCAAGAUCAAUGUCCGCGACGACACAGUGACAGGCGUCAACAUCACCCUCCAAUCAGGCCAAAAGUUGACACUCACCGCACGAACCGAGACCAUCCUCUGUGCCGGCGCUGUCGACACACCGCGGCUGAUGCUCCUCUCCGGGCUGGGACCGGCUGAGGAACUGUCCUCUCUUUCCAUCCCUGUGGUAAAGAACAUCCCUGGUGUGGGUGAAAACCUCCUCGACCAUCCGGAAACCAUCAUCAUCUGGGAGCUCAACCGACCGGUGCCACCAAACCAGACCACCAUGGAUUCGGACGCCGGUAUCUUCCUCCGCCGUGAAGCUCCUGAUGCGGCAGGGAAGAAAUCCACGCCAACAAAUCCUGCCGCGAUCCCGGACGGCAACAUUGCAGACGUGAUGAUGCAUUGCUACCAGAUCCCUUUCUGCUUGAACACGACCAGAUUGGGCUACGACACCCCGAUCGAUGCAUUCUGCAUGACACCCAACAUCCCUCGUCCUCGAUCGCGGGGCAAACUUUAUCUCACUUCGUCUGACCCCAGCGUCAAACCGGCACUAGACUUCCGCUACUUCACGGAUCCUGAAGGCUACGACGCCGCGACUUUCGUCUUUGGAAUCAGAGCCGCGCGCAAGAUCGCGCAGCAAUCUCCAUUCAAGGAGUGGAUCAAGCGCGAAGUGGCCCCAGGACCUGCGGUCCAAUCCGACGAGGCACUCUCCGAGUAUGCGAGAAAGGUUGCACACACCGUGUACCACCCCGCGGGCACGACCAAAAUGGGAGACGUGCACAAGGACGAGAAAGCGGUGGUGGACGAGAACUUGAAGGUGAGGGGCCUCAAGGGGCUAAGGAUCGCAGAUGCGGGCGUGUUCCCGGCCAUGACCACCAUCAACCCGAUGUUGACGGUGCUGGGGAUCGGGGAGCGAUGUGCCGAGCUGGUCGCCAUUGAGGCAGGCUGGCGGCUGACGGACGUGGAAAUGAGCGGACGCGGCUGGGCGAACGACAAGGGACUCCGACCCAGACUGUAA
Messenger RNA from Fonsecaea nubica, 1704 nucleotides. RefSeq lists its product as hypothetical. The coding region runs from base 1 to 1704 and encodes 567 amino acids. The transcript is spliced from 3 exons. The record is from RefSeq and is a predicted model, not a curated record. Gene Ontology annotation, molecular function: flavin adenine dinucleotide binding; oxidoreductase activity, acting on CH-OH group of donors. NCBI's taxonomy places the organism in Eukaryota, Fungi, Ascomycota, Eurotiomycetes, Chaetothyriales, Herpotrichiellaceae.